Malaya genurostris is the source of this 3501-nucleotide messenger RNA. RefSeq names its product EH domain-containing protein 3 (gene Past1). The transcript is spliced from 3 exons. Gene Ontology annotation, cellular component: cytoplasm; plasma membrane. Lineage: Eukaryota; Metazoa; Arthropoda; Insecta; Diptera; Culicidae. Gene Ontology annotation, molecular function: GTP binding; protein binding; calcium ion binding. The coding region runs from base 369 to 1973 and encodes 534 amino acids. The record is from RefSeq and is a predicted model, not a curated record. Gene Ontology annotation, biological process: endocytosis; endosomal transport.
AAAGUCUUGUGAUGUGUCAUUUUUCCUUCCUUUUGCUCGUAUCGCUGGUCAAGAGGAUUCGCAGAUUUGUUCCACCGCUAGCAGUGAUCAAUAAGAAGUAGACGUUCGUGCGCGAUCUCGAGUCGUAUUAUUCGUCUCUACUACUGGUUGAAUUUUCUUGACGCGAAUAAAUUUUUCUUGUAACAGAAUAGUUCAGAUUCUGCUGGUCCCAGUUACCUUUUUAAGUUCUUAACUGUGAUCGCUCUUGAGAAAUCCGCCCCCUACCAAUUCGCGAGUGACUAAUUAUUUUCUGUGAAAUCUGUGUGACUGUGCUAAUAUAUAGAGCAGAAGAAAAUUGAAGCAAAUAGGGUGCGGGUAUCAGCGUGAAAAUGUUCAGUUGGUUAAAACGGGAAACCAAAACGGAGGAAGUGGUGGAGAAUGUACUCGGGGAGCUGAAGAAGAUCUACAAAAGUAAGCUGCUCCCAUUGGAGGAACAUUACAACUUCCACGACUUCCAUUCGCCGAAAUUGGAGGAUCCAGAUUUCGAUGCAAAACCAAUGAUAUUGCUGGUUGGUCAAUACUCAACUGGUAAAACAACAUUCAUUCGGUACCUAUUAGAACGAGACUUUCCAGGCAUUCGAAUUGGCCCAGAACCUACUACAGACCGUUUCAUUGCCGUAAUGUACGACGACAAAGAAGGCAUUAUUCCAGGCAAUGCACUAGUCGUUGAUCCGAAGAAACAAUUCAGACCAUUAGGAAAAUAUGGGAAUGCAUUUUUGAAUAGGUUUCAAUGUUCUACAGUACCUUCACCGGUACUGCGAGCAAUUUCGAUCGUAGAUACUCCUGGUAUUUUAUCCGGAGAAAAACAACGUGUUGAUCGUGGAUACGAUUUUACUGGUGUUUUGGAAUGGUUCGCUGAAAGAGUGGAUCGGAUCAUUCUAUUAUUUGAUGCGCACAAAUUGGACAUUUCGGAUGAGUUCCGACGUUCGAUUGAAGCCCUUCGCGGGCAUGAUGAUAAAAUCCGAAUUGUGCUCAACAAAGCUGAUAUGAUUGAUCACCAGCAAUUGAUGCGAGUUUACGGUGCUCUCAUGUGGUCUCUGGGAAAAGUUCUUCAGACUCCUGAGGUAGCCCGGGUUUACAUUGGAUCCUUCUGGGAUCAGCCUCUACGUUAUGAUGUCAACCGUCGUUUAUUCGAGGAUGAGGAACAAGAUCUCUUCCGUGACUUACAGUCCCUCCCAAAGAAUGCAGCACUCCGCAAACUGAACGACCUGAUCAAACGAGCUCGACUUGCCAAGGUGCAUGCUUUUAUUAUUGCAGAAUUGCGCAAAGACAUGCCCACUGUGUUUGGUAAGGAUAGCAAGAAGAAAGACCUCAUCAAAAAUCUUGGCCAGGUGUACGAUCGCAUACAGAAAGAACACCAAAUUUCGCCUGGCGAUUUUCCCGAUCUCAAAAAGAUGCAGGAAGUACUCGCCAAUCAGGAUUUCACCAAGUUUCACUCGCUCAGAAUUCCGCUACUUGAAGUCGUCGAUCGUAUGCUGGCAACCGACAUCGCUCGGCUUAUGGGCAUGAUACCGCAAGAGGAGAUGACCAUGGUUUCGGAGCCGCUAAUUAAGGGCGGAGCAUUCGACGGUGUUGAAGACAUAGUGUCUCCUUUCGGAUAUCGUAAAGGUGAAGGAAUUGACGCUGGAUAUGGUGAAGUGGACUGGAUUUGCAAUCGCGAUCGGGAACGCACAGACCCGAUGUUUGAAGCACUGAAACCGAUUGACGGAAAAAUUUCCGGUGCGGCGGCCAAAUCGGAGCUUAUUAAAUCCAAACUACCGAACAACGUACUGAGUAAAAUAUGGAAACUGUCCGACGUCGAUCAAGAUGGUUUUCUUGAUAUUGAAGAGUUUGCACUAGCAAUGCAUUUAAUAAACGUCAAAAUGGAUGGGAACGAGUUACCAACCUCACUGCCAGACCAUCUCGUGCCGCCCUCAAAACGAGGGCCACAAUAGGAGUAAGAUAAUGUUGAUUGAGUUCCCACUUUUAGCAAGUUUUUCCCUCUUUCACUACUUCACACUAGUCUGCAUGGAUUGCUUGGGUUAAAAAAAAACUAUUGUUUUAUAUAUAAGAGCAUAUAUAUUCCAAAUUGUGUUACGAUGUUCAGAAUCAAUCGCAUUCGUUUUUCACUUACCCCUAAGUAACACCGUUUCGUUACGCCAGAAAAACAAUAAAAACUUCUUCGCUAUCGUCACUAAUGGUUGCACGUCACAUUAAAUAUAGCAGCGCAAAUACUUUACACACACGAUUUAUCUAAUUUAUUUAAAUAUUCUUAAAGCAAAUGAGUUCAUUCACAUUUUUUGUUUUAUAUUUGUAAGAGUUUUAUCAUUAGUAUAUUGUUGUGCUUGUUUCCGGAACGAAACUAUGAAGAGCACUCUUGACCAGGUGCAAGAAAGCUAUCCCAAAAUGUGUGUGCAAAUAUUUCCUUUUUUGAUAGUAGUGAUUUGAUUUAGUUGAUAAGUAAUUUAAUUAGGCACCUAGUUAUCUAGGAUAAUGCCCUUUAUUUCAUUAUUAUAUUUUAAGACCAUUUUGGCCAAGUUUCACUGGUGCGCUGGCAUAUCUAUUUCCGAUGCUAUUUUUUGCGAAAAAACGAACUGUUUAUGAAAUAACAUAGUUGCUGGUACACUAAACGAAGUACCACGUUUCUCCAUCCAAAGGUGGAAACGAAGAUCGAUUAUCGCGUUACAUAUACUAAGCAAUGAAGUAAUUAAUGUUCGUCGUGACUUGCCUAGACCUCGAAUUAGUAGCCUGUGGUGUUAUUUUUGUUCCUAAACUUUUAUGGUUGCUUAUUCAAAACGGUGAAAUUUCACAAAAAAGCGUUCUAAAACGGUAAAUUGUAGACUAUCGGAAAUUGCAUACAAUGUAUAACGUUACCUAGAAUGGCGCACCAUUUCUCUCAUUCGGAAUCAACAUAUACAACAACCAGCCUUUUCUCCUCAUUUUGGUCGCGACAAUAGAUUUUAUCAUCACACUAAAUUUUCGGAACAAUCAAUCAUAAUUCUCAGUUCGAAUUAAGAAUGAUAGAUUUUGCAGCAAUCUGCUUAGUUGCAACGCGCAAUCAGCUAUAAUAACAGCUUCUCCAAAAACAUAUUAAUCAUACUGAAGAGCAACUGCAGAUUUUUCAAGCACACCACAUUUUUGGCCGGAUGAUUGCAAAUAGAAGUUAUUUAACAUUAAAAGCUUUGAUUUAUUGAUAGUUUGAAUGUGCAUGAAAAAAUAGAUGAGUCGAAACAAUCACGGUAUAAAAAAAACGUAGAAAGUUGAAUGAAAGUGUAGUCGAAUCAUAAGCUGAUGUGGAAGGGAAACGAAAUAUACAUCUUGACCCUCUGAGGGUGAGCUAAAAAAGAUAUAUUUACAAAAGUAGCAUUUUUGAAAGAAUUUGUAAAAAUAUCUAUAUUUUAUCAAAUGAACAAACCGCAAUUGUUUAAUAAAUCAGUGAAUACGAAUAUAGGAAACAUAAUGACGAAUAAAAUUUGUUCUCAU